Messenger RNA from Cololabis saira (Pacific saury), 5384 nucleotides. RefSeq names its product acetyl-coenzyme A synthetase, cytoplasmic-like. Gene Ontology annotation, cellular component: cytoplasm. The record is from RefSeq and is a predicted model, not a curated record. Lineage: Eukaryota; Metazoa; Chordata; Actinopteri; Beloniformes; Belonidae. The transcript is spliced from 19 exons. Gene Ontology annotation, molecular function: AMP binding; acetyl-CoA synthetase activity. Bases 825 to 2918 code for a protein of 697 amino acids.
GAAAACACGGGGACGGAGACGGAGGGUUCGCGGUCAGAGAAGGUUUCACCCGGGCCGCUGGAGGACACCGGGACUCCUCACCGAACCAACGCUCACUGGGAUUGAGAACCAAGGUCGCGCCGAGUCGGUGAAACCUCGCGUCUGCGCCGAGCUGGACGAGGUUUGUCCGUGAACCAGUUUAGCCUGUUAGCUUAGCAGCAGCCCCGCGCAGCCGCGACGGCUGCAGGACUUUCACCUGCUCCACACGGAAACUCACUCACUCACGGAAACGGACUCCUCUCACUCUCACAAACGCUGCUGCGCGGUCUGGGUGCAGACACAGCUGUUGUGCAAAAAUAAAUUAAAAAAAAUAAAUAAAUCAAAGUAAAAUAAGGAGGUGUGACUGAGGUUUGCUGAUAUCCGUCAACCUCCUGCAGAAACAUCUGUAGCUGUCAAGCGAGAUCAGACCCUACGAGAAGUGACACGUAAAACUACACGCUUCAGUUUUGCUGCACAGCUUGUACAAGUAUUGGUGUUUGCAGCUGAAGGGUCUGCAGCUCCUUCCGUGGUGCUGUUGAGAGUUCAUCUGUGGGCACAUCUGGCUGUACCGUAAAACAUCUGGCUGUGCACCGUGCAACAUCUGGCUGUGCACCGUGCAACAUCUGGCUGUGCACCGUGAAACAUCUGUCUGCACCGUGAAACAUCUGGCUGUGUACCGCGCAAUAUCUGUCUGCACCGUGCAACAUCUGGCUCUACAGUGAAACAUCUGGCUGUGCACCGUGAAACAUCUGGCCCGCCAGUCUCCGCCCCCGCUGAGCCGGUGACCGCCAUCACUCGACCACGACAUGAUUCCCGACAAGGUCCCGGAGCAGGACGUGAUCCUGGGCUCGGGCGACCUGAAGAAGGACGCUCACAUCCCCACCUUUGAGAAGUACAAGGAGCUCUACGUGAACUCUGUUGAGAAUCCAGAAGAGUUCUGGGGGACUUUAGCCAAAGACUUCUUCUGGAAGACCAAACACACGGGUCAGUUCUUCAACUACAACUUCGAUGUGACCAAAGGAGAAAUCUUUAUCAAGUUUAUGGAAGGAGCAUCUACAAACAUCUGCUACAACCUCCUCGACCGAAAUGUUUAUGAGAAGAAUCUUGCUGACAAAAUUGCCUUCUUCUGGGAAGGCAAUGAGCCCGGGGACGACUUGACGGUGACGUACAAAGAGCUGCUGCAGAGAGUCUGUCAGUUUGCCAACGUCCUGAAGUCACAGGGCGUCCAGAAGGGCGAUCGCGUGUCCAUAUACAUGCCCAUGGUGGUCGAGCUGGUGGUCGCCAUGUUGGCUUGUGUCCGUAUUGGAGCCGUUCACUCCAUAGUGUUUGCAGGUUUCUCAGCUGAGUCUCUGUGUGAAAGGAUCCUGGACUCUCAGUGCUCUCUGCUCAUCACAGCAGAUGGUUUCUAUCGAGGAGAUAAGCUGAUCAAUCUGAAGCUCUUAGCUGACGAAGCACUACAGAAAUGCAUAGACAAAGGUGUUCCAGUCAAGAAGUGUAUAAUGCUGAAGCACUUGUCCAAAGUACCGGAGGAAACUGCAGGCUGUAAUUCUCCUCCUCCCAAACGCUCCUGUCCAGAUCUUCAGGAGAAACAGGCAGGCAAAGUAAAGAAAAUACGUCCUGUUCCACAGGUGCCAUGGAACCCAGACGUGGACUUGUGUUGGCACACUCUGAUCAGUGGAGCGUCAGAUGAGUGUGAACCAGAAUGGUGCGACUCUGAAGACCCUCUCUUCAUUCUGUACACCAGCGGCUCAACUGGCAAACCAAAAGGAGUCCUUCACACGGUCAGCGGCUACAUGCUCUACGCCGCCACCACCUUCAAGCUGGUGUUCGACUACCAGCCUGACGACGUCUACUGGUGCACAGCAGAUAUUGGCUGGAUUACUGGACACUCCUACAUUACUUAUGGCCCUCUGGCCAAUGGAGCCACCAGUGUCCUGUUUGAGGGACUGCCCACUUACCCGGACGUGAGCCGUAUGUGGGAGAUUGUUGACAAGUAUUCUGUUACAAAGUUCUACACGGCCCCGACCGCCAUCAGACUGCUGAUGAAGUUUGGCAGCGACCCGGUGCAGAAGUAUAACCGCAAGUCCCUGAAGGUCUUGGGCACCGUGGGAGAACCCAUCAACCCCGAGGCCUGGCAGUGGUACUACAACGUGGUGGGAGAGAAGAGAUGUCCUAUUGUGGACACGUUCUGGCAGACAGAAACCGGAGGACAUGUGUUGACUCCUCUACCAGCAGCCACGCCCCUGAAACCUGGAUCUGCUACCUUCCCGUUCUUUGGAGUGGUGCCUGCUAUCCUGAAUGAGUCGGGCGAGGAGCUAACGGGGCCGAGUGAAGGAUACCUGGUGUUCAAACAGCCAUGGCCCGGAGUGAUGAGGACUGUGUACGGAAACCAUCAGAGGUUUGAAACGACCUACUUCAAGAAGUUCCCCGGAUACUAUGUCACAGGAGAUGGUUGCCGUAGAGACGAGGAUGGUUACUACUGGAUAACAGGGAGGAUUGAUGACAUGCUGAAUGUCUCUGGGCACCUGCUGAGCACAGCGGAGGUGGAGUCGGCUCUUGUGGAGCACAAGGCCGUGGCGGAAGCUGCCGUGGUGGGUCGGCCUCAUCCUGUCAAAGGAGAGAGUCUCUACUGCUUCGUAACUCUGAACGAUGGAAUGACGUUCAACCAAAAGCUGGAGUCAGAACUCAAGAAAAAAGUGAGAGACAAGAUCGGCGCCAUCGCAACGCCGGACUUCAUCCAGAAUGCACCAGGACUGCCCAAGACCAGAUCCGGAAAAAUAAUGCGACGGCUUCUUCGUAAAAUUGCAUGCAACGAGAAGGACCUGGGUGACGUCUCCACGCUGGCCGACUCCUCCGUCAUCGAUCAGCUCUACCAGAACCGUUGCUGCUCUGCAGUGUGAUGACGCCCGGGAAAGGGCUGGGACUGCUGCCGCAUGCUCGCGGCCGCAGAUCCAGCAGGAACAAGAAAGGGGGAGUACUUGACCGUGUCCAACAAAAAGCCUUUUAUCUCUCAGUUAGGAUGCACUUCUUGAAUCGACCCACUGUUCUUACACGUAAGGAAACUCAGCAGCAGGUGGAUGAACAAUCCGACUGGUCACUGGCUAAUAUUUCCCACUUCCGUCGCAGUACUAAUACCUGAUUUCUAAUAACCACAAACACAAAUGGCUCUGGCUUUUAAAAGAACAUCUGACUGCAGGCUGGUAAAAGAUCUCUGGAGUUUGCUGCUGUUGUGGGUAAAGGCAGUAGUGGAGCCAGAGGUUGGUUCUGGUUAAGACCGUCCUGCAGUCGAGCUGCGUGGAAAGACAGAACCGGGUAACACUUGAUGUGGCUUUCUACCAGUGUUUCAGAGUAACAGUAUAGCUUUAGUACACUGUUGUACCGAGUGACUGGUGUCUGUGUCCAUCAGUGGUCCUGUUAAUCACUUAUCUCAGUCUACACUGGUAUAAACCCAACGUGAAGCCAUACAUGACUGAAUCCAUGCCGUCGCACCGUUAGAUACACUGUUGAGCUAAAUCUGAGAGCGCCUAACGUCUUUUCAUUUGUUUCGUUUUUUAAGUAAUCUUUUUUUUGUUUUCUUGGACUGUAAUUGGACUGUAAUUUUAUGAUUGAUUUGUUUUGCCAUUUCUAUUUGUGCAUCUGCAUGUUUGUAUGUUGUUGUUUUUUUUUGGCUUUCAGUUGCGUCAACGUUAUCUGAAUCUGUUCACGUCUGACGCUGUUCUGCCUCAAGCACAGGAAGCGGUCGAUUCUGCUCACAAAUGCUCUAAAUCUUCUACAGGUGCUAAUGCUGGAUAAAAAAAGCCUCAUUUAUUAAUAAAAAACGACUUUAAAAAAUUGUAACGUUUUAAGAAAACUAAAUCAGACAUGAUUAUGAAUGUCUUUGCAGUGUCGUCUGCAUUAAAAGAGGUGACUAUAGUCAACACUUGUUACUUUCACCUGGACUGGCUGUAACUACCUAAAUAUGGGGAAAAUUAUGAGAACAUGAAGAAAAACUGUAUUCAAGUUGGCAGAAGUAACAUGAUGGAUGAUAAUCGGAAGUGUUCAUCUAACCUGCACCAUCGUACAGGCACUACAAUGAUCUCGACUGGUGUUAUUUUUGUAUUUAUGAUUUUGAUGUUGCUGUUUGGCAGAGCUUGUAAACUUAAUGUUCUACCUCACCCCCAAAGAUGAGGUUGGUGUUAUCUGGAAGUUUUACUUCAUACUUCAUUAAAGGAGAGGCUCUGCAACAUUACAUGUUACUUUCAGCUGAGCUGUGUUGUCUGUCAUGUGAAGGAAAACAAGUAAAUGUUGUGAAAUCUAAGAUCUUUCUCUGAGGAAGACGCCGCCAUAUAACCACCGUUCAGACACUUUGGACCCGAGGCCGAGCCACAAGUACAGUCGUUCUUCUGUCCUGGGCUUUGCCUCAGCUUUCAUGAGGGCAGAUCUUAGUACAAGUGCGGGGCCAACAGUUUAAUUUCCUAACGCUGCAGCUUAACUUUUAACGUUUAAUUUUCUUUGACCACAUGUUGCUUCUUUCCACUUAUUCUGGCUUGAUUACAGAUUUUUAAAAGGUAACCCCAUUGUGUGUGUUUUUGUGGCCUCUGCCGGCCUUUAUUUGACAUCGCAAGGAGGAGGCUGAUGUGCAGUAGACGUCUUUUGGUGAAACCCAAACAAAGGUCGGCAGGAGAAAACGCGGCCGCUGCGUCUUCUUAACCCCAGAACUGGUGACGCCAAGUAUCUUCAAAAAUGACUAAAUCAAAGGGAACUACCAGCUGCUGUGUCUUCUGCUAACUGUAACCAUGGAAACGUGUCUCAUACGUGAUGUUAUCUCCGCUCUCAACAAACUUUCCAGAAGACUCGAACUGGCACCACCUUUGUGGCGACGUUUUCCGACCUCCUCGCUCCGUCUUCGGCCCUGUGGACGCUGAUUCCUGCUGAAAAUAAAGUCCUUCGUGUUGCCUCACAAAUACAGUUGCUCUCAAAGGAGGCUCAGUAAUUUAAAAGCUAAACUGCAGAAUGACUAGUUAAAGCCAUUUUAAACUGGACUACUUUUAAAUGCAUACUUAAAAAAAAAUCUGUGCUGUAUGUUUGAGAAUAAAUAAAUUAGUCUGCUGUCUUAAUAAUGAACAAACUUUUUGAAAGUGUUUUGAUUGUAUGGGUAAUUCAUAUGGAGCACUGAUUUUAGGAUAAUUGGGUUUGUUUAUUCACCCGACUGACACUGAGGCCGCCGGCCUGCAGGAAUCCUGCAGGAAUUCCUGCAGGAAUCCUGCACCCUGACCUUCAGGGUUAUGUCUUCAUGUGUUCACUUUAAAACUAACUUGGAAAACCGUUAUUCACUCUAUUUUUUUAACAUCAAAGCAGCAACUUGGGUUUCAUUAAAUAAAAGUGAU